Messenger RNA from Podarcis lilfordi (Lilford's wall lizard), 23905 nucleotides. The record is from the annotation of a GenBank genome assembly. NCBI's taxonomy places the organism in Eukaryota, Metazoa, Chordata, Lepidosauria, Squamata, Lacertidae.
CGUGACGUUCCAUUGGGCGGCGUGUUCGAGAGCCCCGCCCAUCGCCCUCCGCUCGGUUUGGCGGGAAAAGGCGGCGCGCUUUUGGCGCCAAAACCGUGAGGGAGCCGGAGAGGGAAGAGGACGGAGCCGGGAGGAAGGAUGGCGGCGGCGGCGGUGCUGGACGACGCGGAGCUGAGGGAGGCCCAGAGGGACUACCUGGACUUCCUGGACGACGAGGUGGGCCGGGCGGCGGCCGAGCAUGUGCAGAGUGCAACUUCGUGACUCGUUAGGACUCGGGCCUCGGCGCGCCUCGCUUCGUAAAAUUGAAUUCAUUGGAAUCCCGAUUUUGUGGGCGACGCGCCUCGGUGCCUGUGGAAACCUCUUGCGUCCUCCUCGGGCCGAGCGGGGCUGCGAAGGGGCUUUGGCGAAAGGCCGGGGGGGGGGGUCAUAGGGGUGAGGCAGGCCUAGGUGGGUGGGGGUCCCCUGGGGGAAGGAGGGCUUAAGCCCCCAGGGGAUAGAGCUCACGCCCAUCCUGAUGGUUAUGCUGCGUGGAUAUACAUAUAUAUAUGCGCGUAUAUGUGUGUAUACAGUGGUACCUCAGGUUACAUACGCUUCAGGUUACAUACGCUUCAGGUUACAGACUCCACUAACCCAGAAAUAGUGCUUCAGGUUAAGAACUUUGCUUCAGGAUGAGAACAGAAAUCGUGCUCUGGCUGCGUGGCAGCAGCAGGAGGCUCCAUUAGCUAAAGUGGUGCUUCAGGUUAAGAACAGUUUUAGGUUAAGUACGGAUCUCCGGAAUGAAUUAAGUACUUAAACUGAGGUACCACUGUACAUAUACACACACACACACACACACAGCGGUACAUCUGGAUACGAACGGGAUCCGUUCUGGAGCCCUGUUCGCAUCUUGAAGCGAACGCAGCCCACGUCUGCGCAUUGCGAUUUGCCGCUUCCGCACAUGCGCAUGACAUCAUUUUGACCGUCUGCGCAUGGGUGAGCCUUCCGUUACUUCCGGGUCACUGCGGAGCGCAACCCGAAAGUGCUCAACCUGAAGCAACUUCAACCCGAGGUAUGACUCUGUGUGUGUGUGUGUGUGUGUGUUUGUGUUUGUGUGUGUGUGUAUACAUAUAUAUAUAUAUAUAUAUAUAUAUGUACAGGUGUAUAGUUGCGAUUGUUUCUAUUUGGCGGGGGGCGUGUCACCCUGCGUGGUGCCGGAGUCCCUUACAAUGCUUUGGGUCUUGGGCUCUAGCAAAGGUUGUGAUCUGAUAUUUGUUGCAGGAGGACCAGGGGAUUUACCAGAGUAAAGUCCGGGACAUGAUUAGCGACAACCAGUACCGCCUGAUUGUGAACAUCAAUGACCUCCGAAGAAAAAAUGAGAAAAGAGCCAGUCGGUAAGUUAAACUUGCGCUGGGUCACCGCGGAUAGAUAGAUAGAUAUAGUGUGUGUAUGUUGAGAUUCCUGUAUUGCAGAGGGGUUGGACUAGAUGACUCUAGGGGUCCCUUCCAACUCUUACCCUUCCCCCUCCCUUUUCUUUUGGUUAGCUACAGUACUUGUAAGCUCAGGAACAUCUCACUGCCUCCUGUACAACUGUUUUUUUAAUAAAUGAAUACAAAUAGAUCUGCUGUAUAUAAUGCAACGUUUAAGACACAAAAGCCUUAAUAUGCAUCACACUGGAAUGGAAUCAAAGAACUGCAUAUGACAGCUACUUUUUAAAGAAUAAGAUGCUACUGUCAAUGUGAUUGAUAAACAAUGGUUUAAAAUUGCCACAGUAAGAAACUUGUAUAUGUGGAAUUAAAUCUGGAGCAGGGUUUGAAAAUAUAAAACAGCCCAUUGAGUGGUAACACAAUUUAAACAACAACCUCAAAAGAGUUGAAAAAGGAAGAGAAGGCUGUCUUAAGCGCUUUUCAGGAGCCAUGGUGGCUGAUUUCUCUGGCUCUUGUCAUUGGAAAGCUUCCAGGUGUUGCAUUUCUUAGCUAGAAAUUGUGGAGUUGGAAGGACCCCUGAGGAUUCUCGCCCUGCAAUGCCCAACCCCUUGCAGUGCAGGAAUCUCAACUAGAUCAUGCAUGAAAUCCAGGUUUCUCCCAUCUUAUAUUUAUGCAGCGGAUUCUUCCUGCCUAAAUGUUAUGAAGAUCUAGCAUACGUAGAGUAAAAUGGCAGAAGUUGAUGUAGUUUCCAUUUAGGAAGAAAGAACUGUUUGGCCACAGAGAUGGGAAAGGGGAGGAAGGCCAAUAAGCAUCCCUUAGAAGACCAGGGAUCUUCUGUCUCCCUUCCCCUGGAAAAAACUGCCAGCAACUGACAUAUUGGUAGGGGCUGACAUGGCAUUAGGGAUUCUGACACCAGAGUCUUGUUCAUCUUUGCUCCAGUUUGCUGAACAGUGCCUUUGAGGAGAUGGUGGCUUUCCAGCGUGCCCUGAAGGACUUUGUUGCUUCUGUUGAUGCCACCUAUUCCAAGCAAUAUGAAGAUUUUUACAUUGGGCUUGAGGGAAGCUUUGGAUCUAAACAUGUGACACCACGGACGUUGACAUCCCACUUUCUCAGCUGCAUUGUCUGUGUGGAGGGUAUUGUAACGAAAUGUGAGUUAAAAAACAAAGUGAGGACAGCUUUUAAUACUGCAUGGAUGGGAAUGUAAUGGGACCAAUGGUAGUCUUCUCAAGCACUUGAUUUCUCUGCGAAAACAUGUACCAUCAGUGGUCUAAAUAAAUGACUGCAGGGCAAAGCUAAGUGUGGCAUAAUGGAUAUAGUGACCCUAUUUGGUGUUGCCUUGAAGUAUAGAGAAAACAUGGGGGGGGGCAGUGGCAAUGAGUAUGCUGCCCACAGGCCUCAACUUGCAGAGGACAACUGUGUGAAGCAGGGAGCUUCUUGUUUCCAUGAGUUCAAUGGGUUCCACAAUGCACAAGGUGCCUCCUUGCAUGCAGGACUCCGGAGGGUGCCUGUUUCACACAGUUGCUCUCUGCAAGUCUGCAAAUCAAGGCUGAUAGUGCCAGACUGAAGAGGGCAGGGGCGCAGCGAUCACACAACCCCUUGUUUUCUCCUGUGUGUUUUUAUGUGCCUUGUAAUACCUGUAUAGGUCUUAUGUAUUUGGGUGGAAGUAAAUGUUACCUUGGCAAAUGCCUUUUUGACUGGGGUGGGGCCGCUCACAAAGGAAGAUGGGUGGCUGAGGACAUUUGUGUGGAAACAGUGGUACGGGGAGUGGGCCAGGAGCAGCAGAAUCUUCCCCCAGCCAGCUUGGAGACUGUCAAUCUAGCUUUGGGAUUUCUUCCUGUCUUUGCAUUAGCUGGAAGAGAGAGAGUGUAGGAAUCUGACAAGGAAUUGGGAAUGUUGAAGCACGUUCUGAAAAAGAACAUUCAUGAGCUCUGAUGUUGGUCAUGGCUAUUGCUGGGGAGUAAGGAAGCACCUGUGGGAAAUAGAUUUCCUUUGGGGUCAGUUACAGCAUAUUUAAACAGGUAUUUAGGCUGUAGCCCUGGACAGAAUCAGGCUUUUAAUGUUAGGCUCUGAAAUGGAAAUUUGGAAUUUCACUUGCGAAUGUCUGGGGUGAAUGCUGUUAAUGCAACAUCUCUUUUUGCAGAGUAUUGUGACCUAAAACAAAAUUAAAGGCUGUUCCCACUCCAACACAGGUUCUUUGGUCCGCCCAAAGAUUGUGCGCAGUGUACACUAUUGCCCUGCUACCAAAAAGACAAUUGAGCGCCGGUACACAGAUAUGACAUCCCUGGAACCUUUUCCAUCAGCUGCUGUUUACCCUACCAAGGUGAGCCAAGUGGGUUUCGUGUCCUCGAGGGUGUUCCCAUCAACAGGAUGGGCAUUCCUCAGUGGAUCUUUUAUCCAAAUUAUCUCAAUUCUAUUUUCUCCUCAGUUUCCUACCUCUUUAAGAGCACUUCUUUCAUGUAUUCUUUUUCUGCUAAAAGGAGAGAGAAUUGAGGGAGGCUAUUUGUCCUGCUGCCCUUUGUGCUCCCUGAAAAUUGGUUCUAAAUGAUGCACCACCCAAAGAAAAUUGUUGUCUGAAAGGGUUUGUGCUGUUCAAUAUCUCUAUGUGUAACCCCUCCUCCAAAACAGCUGCUGCAGCAACACAUGCUUCUGCAACUGGUUCUGCAUAGUGAUCUACAGGAUAUACUGGUCAGCUUGUAACCUUCCUUAACUGUGACGAUUUUGUUUUGGCUGAAAAACCAGCUGUGUCGUGAUACAUUGUGAACUGCCCUGAGACCUGCAGGUAUAGGGCAGUAUACAAAUUUAACAAAUAAUAAUAGCAGAAAGUGUUGAUGUGUUGAAGUAGUGAGUCUACCAGAAUCUCUUCAAUUUAUUUGCCCAUAAAAAAACCAAUUAUUUUAUGAUCCUCCAAGCUUACAGUUAAAAUAAUCUCUCAUGACGUACCUUGCUAAAUUACUUAACGACAGCAUUUCCCUAAGUGGCACUUGGACCAUGCCUGGGCACUACCCAGUGUGGACAUAACAGGCUACACUAAAAAGCAAGUUAUAUUUUUAUCUUACACUGGUUAUCUAGGAUGAAGAGAACAACCCGCUUGAGACAGAGUUUGGCCUGUCUACCUACAAGGACCACCAGACAAUCACAAUCCAAGAGAUGCCAGAGAAAGCACCAGCUGGGCAGCUCCCUCGCUCUGUGGACAUCAUUUUAGACGAUGACUUGGUAGACAAGGUGAAACCAGGGGACAGAGUGCAGGUCAUUGGGACGUUCCGUUGUCUGCCAGGAAAGAAAGGUGGCUACACUUCAGGGACAUUUAGGUAAAACGCUCAGCAGGCAAGCUUAUUUGUUGGCGUGCUGUCAUAAAAUCAAACUACUCAGCAAGGCUUCUUGCAAUGGAUUCUUGCCCUUACUACUGCCUACUUGUCACAGAAUCUGCAAACAUUAUCUGCCUAGUUAUGGUAAUGAUAUUACAACAUUUUAAACUUCAUUCCUCUUGUCUGUUAAAUCUUCUGGCAGUUUACAAAGAUUCUGCCUUGUUCUAGGGAAGGUACUGCUAUGCCAAGACCUGCCCCCCCCCAAUUCUAUAAGAGGAUUAAUGUCAGUUUAUUUCACAAAGGACAUUGCCAAAUAUAUGUGCUGAAAAAAUUCCAGAUAGCCUGACUUCUAAAGUGCAUCAUGUAGAUCUUAGUUCUCUUGAUAAAUUGUGUGAUUCUGCCCUUCACACAUGUUAUUAUGAUCCUUUUAAGCAUUGACUUGCUGUUUCUGGUCUGUGUGAUCUCUGUUGGCCUCUCUCAGUAUGAGGUGGUUUUUUUUGUGUGUGUGUUUCUCUGUCUCUCUCCCAUCAUAAGAAUUUGCCUGAAGCCCCUCACAAAAUGGUUGCCUUUGUUUCUCCUCCAUCACACAUUUCUCCUAAAAUUGCAGGUGGUGCAUACAUAAGAAUUUACACAUGCCAAUAUGUAAAUUGUGAAUGCAAAAUCUGAUAAUCCCUCUAUCCUCCCAUUGAACAUGCCAUUCUUAAAUGCAGGAGAGUAGCAGCACCCAGAAGACUUAGUAUCAUAUUCAGAGGUCCACAAAUUGUUCUUUGGCUUAGUAGCCAAUUAAUACUUUUCCUAGGUAAUUUGGGUUUACUAGAAGUGCUUCUGAAGGGUUUUCCCUUUCUGCUGAUCAAGUGCAACCUGCCUGUCCUCACACUAAAUUAAGGAGAAGGGGCUGUAGGACAGAUGACAUUGUUCCCCAUCUGUGUGCACAGGCUUCCCCCACUUCAGACUUGCCUUCAAUAUGAGGCCAGUAUUGGGAAGCAGCCGUGGCAGGGAGGUAGUGUGUAAUUAGUUCAGGUUCAUCGUGGCUUGUGUACAUAGUGCUAAACCAUGGCUUCUAGCUGCAUGUGAACCAGCCCAUCAUCUUGGAGACCUUUCAUGUAGUAUAAGAAGAAAGCAGACAAAGACUCUUCAGAUGGUGUUUUAUCUCUGUGUGUGUUUUAAAAAAAACCUGGAGAUACAUUUUAGUGAAUAUAAGUCUUUUGAAAAUUUAAAACAUUAUAGCUCUGCAGAUAUUAAUGUAGUGAAGUGGAGUAUGGCUUUAAAAAGGGUUCCCUGAGCAUUGUACCUUCUCUAAAGUCUCAUUGGAAAUGGACCAAACACUUAUUGACUAAGAUUUGUCAAAAAAAUUUUUGACCAAUCUUCCGCUAAUCUGCAGCUGGUCAGUCUAGACCUGUAACAAAGGGUCUGUGUUUUCUCACCUUCUCUAGGACUAUUCUGAUUGCUUGCCAAGUGAAGCAAAUGAAUAAGGAGGUUCGGCCUGAAUAUUCAUCAGCUGAUAUUUCCAAGAUAAAAAAAUUCAGCAAAAGCCACUCAAAGGUAAAUUGGGCUAUGAUGUUAGGGCAAUUUCACAUAUUUUGCUUGGGAAGAUUCAGGUUUGCUUUAAUGUUGACUCAGCAGAGUUGCAACCAAUCCAUGUGUUUCUUGUAGUCAGUUCUGAGGCGUACAAUGUUUUAACCAUGUGCCUAAAAAUGGAAUGUGUUAAGUGGACCUUGUAAACUUUGUGCUAAAAACUGUGGUUGCAGAGAGGUGUGAAGGGCUUUAGAGCUUAAUUACAAGGAGCCUGUUUAUGGUAAAAUCAAAACUAAAAGUAAGAUUAGGAAUGUCUGCAUUGAAUUUUUAAAAAUCUAUUAUGUUUAAAGCUAUUUUUACUCUGCUUAUUUUAUGGUUUAUUCAGUUUUAAAUUGUGGGGUUUUGUUGUUGUGAGACAUUAAGAAACUUCGGCAUAUACUGGCCUUCAAAUACCGCUAAUAAGCAAAUACAUCUUAGUGUGUUUCUAUAGCGUCAUCUUGCACUGACGUGUUCCAUAAUAUAUCAUGAUCACUGUACUGUAUUACAUUUUUUCAACUGAUACUGAAAAAUAUUAGUUCCAGUAUGGGUGUUACCUUAAACCAGUUCUGACCCUCCAUACAAUUGUGGUGGAACCCUCCUUUUCCUGAUGUGCUUUGAAAGUAAUUUUGAUUUCUGUUGCCAUUUGAAACCGUGGUUGAUUGUCUACGGGCACCUCCUAAUACAUUUUUCUGCUACUUGUUUCCUGAAACUAGGAUGUGUUUGAUCAGCUUUCAAGGUCUCUGGCUCCCAGUAUCCAUGGCCAUGAGUACAUCAAGAAGGCAAUUCUCUGUAUGCUGCUAGGGGGAGUGGAGAAGGUGCUGGACAACAAAAGUCGCCUCCGAGGGGAUAUUAACAUCCUGCUAAUUGGUAUGACUGUGGGCACUUUUCUUUUAAAAAAUAUAUAUCAUGGAAAUGUUCAUAUCUUGCUAGCCAUAGUUUAGAUGUUUUUAGUUGUUUUGAAGAUGUUUAAAUUCUGUUUUGUUGUAUUGCUUUGCCACUUAGUUGUCCUGUAGUAGUUGGGGCCAGGGCCACCCAUCUGUCAAUCACCUAAUGCCUCUGUGACCUUGUGUGACCUGUCUGGGCUUCUGCAAUUUGAAAUCAAACCCCAUGGGCAAAGGCACAGCCCUGUCCAGGUGGCGCUGGUCAGCUGAUAGCCAGCAGUUGUGAAGUCCCGAGCACAGCACUUUGCGUAGGGCUUUUUGGGUGCUGAUCAUCAGCCAAUCAGCAAUGCCUGCAAAACCCUUUUUGGCCCAACUUCAGCUUUGUCUGCCCCAUACCUGAUGCCAUAGACGACAUCAAGUGAGCAUGGUUUGGCCAUGAUAGUCUCAUGGGCCAAAAUGGAAGGCUAGCGGUUCUGUACUGAGGCGGUGUUAACAUCAUAACGAGUCCACUCUCUCUUCUCUUUCAGGUGACCCUUCUGUUGCAAAGUCUCAGUUGCUGCGUUAUGUACUGUGCACAGCUCCACGGGCCAUCCCCACCACAGGCAGGGGUUCCUCUGGAGUUGGUCUGACUGCUGCCGUCACUACAGACCCGGAAACUGGUAAGUAAGCAUUUAUGUGCAGAAGCUGCACAGAUUAUUGGCAGCUUCAUAGAUGGAAACAGUACUCUGGGAGCUAAUUCUGCUAAAUAGCCUGUUUUUCAGGUGGAAUAGCAACCUUUGGCUAAUAUGAACUGCUUAGCAUAUUGCUUUUGCUAACUUGGAGAUGAAUGCUCAAGAAGUUGUGGUCAGUGGAUGGGUGUAAUCAACAUGUGUGCUUCGAUUUUCUGAUCCAGGGCAACUGGAGGCCCAUAGCAAUGGGCUAGACUGUCUUUGAUCUUCUGUAGGACUUACUGAAUGUUAAGGGACAGUGCUGGGACAGCUUACUGUGUUCAUGGAGAUGGGGAAGUAGUAUAACACUUGAGUGCUUGGAUAUCAGUAUUCCAGUUCACCUAGUUGGAAAGGUGUGAAGGGAGCUGUGUCCAAACUCAUGUGUACUCUCAAUUUACUGUCUUCAGGAGAGCGUUGUCUGGAAGCAGGUGCCAUGGUCUUGGCUGACCGGGGUGUGGUAUGCAUUGAUGAAUUUGAUAAGAUGUCUGACAUUGACCGCACAGCUAUCCAUGAGGUGAUGGAGCAAGGUCGCGUUACCAUUGCCAAGGCAGGUAUUCAGGCCCAGCUCAAUGCUCGCUGCAGCGUCCUAGCAGCUGCCAACCCAGUGUAUGGAAAGGUGAGUACUUACGAAUGCUUCUUCAGGCACACCUAAUGGCAAAGUUGUUGACUUUGCAGACCAUUCUGGUUUUCUUUUUAUUGCUUUAAAUUUUGAUACUGGUUUUGUUAGUCACUUUGUGGGGCUGCAGCUAAAGAGGUUGUGCCAUCUUAAAUAUGGGGAUAGCCUUCUUCAGAUGGUCAUAUACAUUCUCACACACUGCUGAUGGUGAACCCCUGGCAUAGUUUCAGGUGAAAUUCUUCAGUUGGCAUCAAUCUGCAUUUUGCACUUUGUUCAGUGACUGGCAAGCAGGUAGGGUGCUUCCUGCCCUCUUUCCCCCAAGUUGAUAGAGAAAGAGUUCUCUGAAACAUGUGAUCCAGAUGAACUUACCACGUGAGUUGAUAUUGUGGUCUUUCAUGCAAUGAGUGAGGUUUGCUGACAGAAACAGGAGAUUCACGAUGCAAUGACCCAGGUACAUGCUGUGAAUUGUACUAAACACAUUUUACUUAAUCCAUUUAUAGCCUGCCUUAUAUAAGAUUUCAGGGUGGAUAAUUUAAUAUUAAACAAUUAAAACAAAGUGCUGUAAUACGUAGGCAAAGGGAACAAGGUAUAUAUGCAUAUGAAUAGACAUGUGAUUGUUGUUGCUCCUAAAAGUGGCUUUAAAAAUGGCAAUAGCCUUGUCAAGCAGGCCAGAGUCACCACAGUGGUUUGUGUUUGUUUGUCUUUAUUUGAAAAUGGAGUUCUUUUAUGUAAUAGAGAAUGAGGGGAAUGUGAAUGGCAAGCUUUGGCUGUCAUUCACCUGCAUUUUCUGUACUUAAAAACAGUACCAUGGUAUGCAUAAGUAGCAAUAUUUGUGCUUCUUAUUUUUUUUAUUUCAGAAAAUGCUGGGUUUCUCUUUAUCGCGCUCCCCAUCCAGUGGGCCUUAUUUCCCUCUUUAGGAAUAAGAUACCCUUAACAGUUGCAGGCUGAACGUGCUGUUUUUUCAUAUAACUUUUUACAGUAUGACCAAUACAAAACCCCCAUGGAGAACAUUGGCUUGCAGGACUCUCUACUGUCUCGAUUUGAUUUGCUCUUCAUUGUCUUGGAUCAAAUGGAUCCAGAGCUAGAUCGGGAGAUUUCGGACCAUGUUUUGCGGAUGCAUCGUUACAGAGCAGCUGGUGAACAGGAUGGAGAUGGUGAGUCUCCCUUCCCGAAAAGCUUUAUGGGAAAUCCUGUGUGACAUGAGAAUUACCCAAGGCUUCUUUCUUUUGUAAGCAACACUCCUGUUGUGCCAUGGCAUAUUUUCAGGUCUUCACUAGCUGUUGUGGGAGGUGCAACGAUCAUGAUAAGUUACCUGUGGAACGCAGGGAUGCUCCUAACAUUAGAUAAGGAAUUCCACUGCAACUAAUAGGAAUCCAGGUUGGAAGUCGAGGAGAAAAUAGAACUUUAGCAUGCAGAUGUGUAGGGGAGAAAAAGCAGAAGACUUUUCUCCUAUCACGGGGAUCAGGGAACCAUUUCAGCCCAAGGGCCACAUUUCCUCCUGGGCAACAUGCCCCUUGUGGGUAGGGUCAGAGUAAAAAAUGGACCGAUAAUGCAAGUUUAUUUCACCACGCCUGCUUUCAUUGUUAGAGGGAGCUUUGGCAACUUGGCUCUUCUCAUCCCUGCAGGGAAGCUGUACCAGCCAGAAUUUCCACUUCUACAUGGCUGUGUACAGGAAUGGUGCCACUGAGCGCACAGUGCAUGCCUAGAGAGGCCCUUGCACAUGUCAGCAAAGGCACUGCCCAAUCGCUAUAAUAUUUUCUCAUCGGUAGUGACUUAAAACUUGCUCUGCUGCCCAGAUUUUUUUUCUCUUUUAAAUGGAGCUUUUCAGGAAACAGUACAGUGAGAAGGUGCUGGUUUUCACGUCUGUUGCUAUAGUAAUUGAAUGUGACCUAGAUAUGUCUCCAGGCAACCCUUCCCUUCUAUUUCCAGCCAUGCCUUUGGGCAGCACCGUUGAGCUGUUGGCCACCGAUGAUCCUGCCUUUGCUGAGGAGGAGGACCAUGAGCUGCAGGUGUAUGAAAAACACGACGAUCUACUGCAUGGGCCUAAGAGGAGGAAGUGAGUGCCUCCCACAGUCUUCCUCCUUGCAGAUAGAUUGCUGUAAUCUCUUCUCCUGCCACACUUACUGUAGCUUAAAACACAGGUGGCUUAAAGCGCAGCCUCCAAACCUUAUAGAAAUGCAAAUCAGUAGCCUAUAUUCAGGGGCCCUAUAUCACAUACACACACCCAAUAUUUUUGCUUUCUCGGGAACUGACAGGAAGUUUUGGUUAGAUAGUAUAAGAGCAGCCCAGCUGGAUCAAACCAAAGGUCCGGCUUUUAUUUUCCAGUGGUGAGCUGUGUGUCUGAAAGUUCACAGGCAGGAGAUGGAGGGAACUGCCCUACUCUUGUUGUUCGCCAGCCUCUCAUUGCAGGGAUGAGCUAUAGAUAGGCUGCAUCUUCCAUGACUCCCCCCUUUUAAAGCUAUCCAACCCCCAACUAGCCCUGCACCUUGUGGCAAUGAAUUCAUUGACUUCCUUACGCUUUAUUGUACUUCUGUCUGUGGUGGAUCUAUUGCCAAUCCAAAGUCAUUGGGUGACAGGUAUUGUGGCAAGAGAGGAGAACUUUUGGCUCCAGCAUUUAUGAGUUUAUAAGCUUUUGUUCAUAUUAUCCUCCUUAGUAGUUCCGCCCCACUAAACUUGAAAGCCUUUAAGCACUGUUACUCUUCCUCAUAGAGAAGAUUCCGCCCCUCCAUCUUUUUGUGUGUUGGGGACCCCCCUACUACUUUCCUUCUCUGCGCAGGGCAGUUCUGGGAGUUGGAGGUAAGGAGAGUCCUCCAGAGAGGCACCCCCCCCCGCAUUUUUCUGAGACUUCCCUCCUGCAAGGUGCUUCCACUACAGUUCUUAAUACAAACAUUAGUUUAGGGAUGUGAGGCUGCAGGGUUCAUAAAAGGGAAAUGGCAAAUGGGUUCACUGGCUUUAAUUCUCAUCUUUUUACAGUUAGGGCUGUGUAUUCGACCCAUUGAAGGGAGGAACCUACUUUGAAUUGCUUACAGAACUUGAUCACUUUGCGUUUGCCAAACAGAGAGAAGAUCGUUAGUGUGGAGUUCAUGAGGAAAUACAUUCAUUUCGCCAAGAUGAUCAAGCCAGUCUUGACCGAGGAAGCAGCAGCCUUCAUCGCUCAGGAAUAUUCUUCUCUUCGCAGUCAGGACCAGAUCAGCUCUGAUGUGGCUAGAGUGAGUAGGGGGCUGGGUCCUUUUUACUGGGAAAAAGGUGGGGGAGGAGAGCAAAGCUGAAAUUGAGAAAAUUACAUAUUACAUGUGAUGUAGUAGCACAAGAACAUUGUGUUAAGACACAAAGAAACCCGAGUUCAGACACCUGCUGAACUGCAGAGGUUUCUGGAUGGCAAUGGGCAUGUGGUUGUUCCUCAGCUUACUUUACACCACUGGACCUCUGAGGUAAAAGCAAUGUUUCUUUUGAACUCUUAGGAGGAGGAACAAAUAAUUGUACUUUAUAUUUGAAUCAAAGUAGCCUUGACUAUGCAGCUGUUUUGCUUUCCGAUGUGCAGCUUAGCUGCUUUUCAGUCAGCCGAACUCGGCCUGGAAAUCCUCACUUUCCUCUCUGAAUAACAGCAGCAGGGGAACAAUGCUAUAGGGCUGCAGCGCUGCUUAAUAAGAGGAUUUUGUGCAGAUAGAAGUCACCUGAGCACCAUAACGUUCCCUGGCCCCCAUCCAUAACAUACAAAAUCUAGGAGUGGAGCCUGUAGCCUCAGAUUAAAAUCCCAUUGAAUUUAAAGCACGCUUUUAAAAAAAAAUGCAACUGCAUGUAACACACUAGUAUUGGCAGAUGGGUGGGCAGAUUCUUUUUAUGGAUCUGAGAAAUUACAUGUACAGUGGACGCUCAGGUUGCAAAUGUGAUCCGUUCGGGAUGCAUGUUCACAACCCGCAGCGGUGUGUCUGCACACGCACGGGUUGCAAUUUGGCGCUUCUGCACAUGUGCGAAGCGCGAUUUAGCGCUUCUGUGCAUAGGCGACCGCCGAAACCCAGAAGUAACCCAGUCCGGUACUUCCGGGUUUCGGCGGUUCUGUAACCUGAAAAAAUGCAACCUGAAGCGUCUGUAACCCGAGGUAUGACUGUAUUUGGUUUUCAUAUUUUUUUCCUUUUUCAAAGGCUGCAUGUAGUUGUCUCCUAGGAGAGACAGAGAGAGAGAGAGAGAGACAUUUGCAGUUCACAUUGUGGAAGAUUACAGGAGCAUGUAGUGCUUAUCAGAGGCUUGUCCUGCAGCUUGAAUUGUCAGCUGCAUAACCUUGGUAGUCUCCUUGCUUGGCUAUAGCAAAAGAGCCCUGUGGCUUCUCCCCUUUAUGUGCUGCUAUGUAUUUGUUCUACAAGUGAUUGCCAGAAAUGGGAGUCUCAUUCUUUUUAUCAUUCAGCAGCUCAAUGGUUCUAUCUUACUUUCCAGACUUCCCCUAUAACGGCCCGUACGCUGGAAACUCUGAUCAGACUCUCAACUGCACAUGCUAAAGCCAGGAUGAGCAAAACAGUGGACAACCAGGAUGCCAAAGCUGCUUUAGAGCUGGUGCAAUUUGCCUACUUCAAAAAGGUGUGCAAACUAUUGUUGGAUUGCCUGUUAUCAUAACAGGCAAAAAAAAAAAAAAAUGCAUCUAACCUGGGGACAGGUAUUUGGUAGCGCUUGGCUUGUAUCUUUUAAUGGUACUAAUGUCAUCCAUUAUUUCAAGUGUUCUUCCCUGUAAAUGUUCCCAAGGUGGCUUAUAGUGAUCAGUAAUUAGAUGGACUUUACCUUCAUAUUCACAAAUGGCAGAAGAGGAUGCUGGUCUUUUCUCAUCGAGUGGCAGAGGUUUGCUUACCAUAUUUUUCGCUCUAUAGGACGCAACGGAUGAUAAAACGCACCUAGUUUGGGGGGGGAGGAAACAAGAAGAAAAAAAUUCUGAACCCCAGAAGCCAGAACAGCAAGAGGGAUCUGGCUUCUGGGAUAGCCUCUUGCUGUUCUGGCUUCGGGGACAGCCCUCACCCUGCUGCCCUGCGGAAGCUUUGUGCAGCUAACCCCAAGCUAGAACAGCGAGACGGAGCGCUGCGCAGUGCUCCGUCUCCCUGUUCUGGCUUUGGGCUUAGCCGCGCAGCCUGCAUUCGCUCCAUAAGACGCACACAUAUUUUCCCUUACUUUUUAGAAGGGAAAAAGUGUGUCCUAUAGAGCGAAAAAUACGGUAAUUGUAUUGCUGCUCCAAAAACCUAUAGUGUUAUCUGCUGUGCAGAGUUUUGUAAUGGCUCAGCACUUGUGUGAAUUGCUACACAGAUGUUGCUGGAUUGGACAGGAGAACUCCAUCACUCUGCUGAGUCCAGGAACCAGAAUUAUUGCUGCUGUGCUGAAGCUUUUCCCUGACAAUGGUCAUUGCUGUGCACAGCUCUACUGCACAAAGUAGAGCUCUAUUGCACUUGACUUCUGGCCAGGGUUGAGGCAGGACCAAUUACUAGUCCUUCAGGAGGGGAUCAAAGGGCCGUUUGCUUGUGCUGAAGCAACACAUGCAUCCUUGUUCCUGAAGGGUAAAGGGUUUUCAGUAGCAAAAAGUAAGUGCACCAUGGUGCUGCCCCACUUAGCCAAGGGCAGAAUGAGAGAGUGCAGGUAACUAUUUACCAUGUGGUGACUUGCAGCACUGUUAGGACCACUUGAUAAGUCAGUUGUUGUAGUAGUAUCCUUCCAAGAGACAAAAAUCUUGUCAUUCCCCCCCCCCCCAUCUUGCAGAUUUCUGAGCAGUUGUGCAUAGGUGAUAAAAUUCUCUUCACUUGGCUUGUGUUUGGUAUCUUGACACACAUCGGCAAUCCUUUCAUACAAAGGGUGAGAUUGGGAAAUGAAAGGAGGAAUGCUGCAGGUUGGAUGAGCAGAAGAAAUGGAGCACGCUGCCUCCUCUGCUGCCCAGACACCCUGAACUCAUGAGGAAGGGGCGUAGCUUGGUGGUAGAACACAUGCUUUUAUGUUCAAAAGAUCAGCUGUCUCCAGGUAGGGCCGAGAGAGGCUCCUGUUGGAAACACUGGAGAAUGGAAGUGGUACUCAGUUAGAUGGACCAACAGUGUGAUGCAGUAAAAUACACCUUCCUUUAUUAGUAACUAAUGUACCGUAUUUUUCGUUCCAUAAGACGCACCUUUUUCCCUCCAAAAAGGGAAAAUGUGUGUGCGUCUUAUGGAGCAAAUGCAGGCUGCGCAGCUAUCGCUGAAGCCAGCAGAGCAAGAGCGAGAGCUGCGCAACGCCUCUUGUUCUGCUGGCUUCCCAGCGAAGCGGGAGGAGGAACGGAAGGGAGCCCUUAUGGAGCCCCUUCUGUCCCUCAUCCUGCUUCGCUGGGAAGCCAGCAGAGCAAGAGAUGCUGCGCAGCUAUCGCUCUUGCUCUGCUGGCUUUAGCAAUAGCUGCGCAGCUUGCUCUGGCUUUUCAGGGAGGUGGGAGAAGGGACGGAGGGCAGCCCGUCAGUCCCUUCUGCCGCCUCCCGGAAAAGCCAGCAAGAGCCGCUCUAUCUUUAAAGAGGCUUGCUGAGCGAGCGUGUCUGCGGCUCUUGCUGGCUUUUCUUGUUUUCCUCCUCUAAAAACUAGGUGCGUCUUAUGGUCGUGUGCCUCUUAUAGAGCGAAAAAUACGGUAUAUGAAUCUGCCCCUCGUUACUUGGACAUUAGCUGGUUGAUCCUGAUCUCAGCUCCAUGUCAUUGACGGCAAGCUGGAGCCAACAGAAGCUGCAGUGGCUAUACUAAGUAAUGAAUGCUUACUUCUCUAGUAGUGUUCCUGGGGGCUUUCGAGUGAGAUUGUGGGUGGGUUGUGCCUUCUUGAGACAUGUAGGAGAAUUUACAGUCUCCUGAAUUACAAAGCAUUUCACAGAUGCAGGUGGUCAGCUUAUUGACUGUAGUUAUACUGAGUAAAUCAAUCUCUUUGUCCAUACAGCCACCAUUUAUUUAUAUAAGAAUAUUUAUUUACUGCCAUUUCAUUUUUUUAAUUAAGUAGUUCACAACAGCUGUGCAUAAAACCAUACAAUAAAAAUAAUAUAAAACAAAUUUAAAUCAAAUAACUAUUGUGGAAAUAGGUAUUCUUAAUUGCCUGCAUAAGCCUGAUGGAAUAAAAAGGUGUCUUAGCUAGUCGCCACAUAAUUUUGGUCCAGCGAGCAGGAAAAUCAGAGUCAGUUUUUAUCAGGUGUGUUGUGAAACGAAUGGUUGCAUUCUUCUACACAUUGUCUCUAAAUCCUUGCAGUAUUAAUCAUAACACAGAAGUCAACAUGCUUCUGUGCAGGUUAUAUGUCUCCUCAAGCUACAGUGUUGGGUAUCUCAUUUAUUUGGAGACUGAACCUUAAUUAAGGCUUAAAACCACCUAAGAUUCACCCUCCUGUUCUAAGGAGCCACAUUGCUGAUGGCUUCUGCCCCCCCUUUUUUUUUGCACCUUCUGAUUAUUAUUUUUUUAUUAAAGAUUUUCUUGGUUUACAAAAGUAUGUGCAAUCUCUCUUUUUUUCUCCAAGUAACAUUUUUUACAGAUCAGUUUCAUUUGUUGAGACAUUAGGAAGAAAAGGGGAAAAGAGGUGGGGGGGUGGGGUCGGGUGGCGAUGUUUCUAUUUUACUUAAUAUAUGUGGGGUUUUGUGUCAGCAUCGCUUGUGCAGGUUCUCUGCUAUUCACUUGUGUUCCUUUGGUGGUGAGAGAGGUUGGGGUUAGCCUAGGGUGUGGUUGUUUGUUUGUGAUUGGCUGUGGUGAUCUUUGUUUUCAUGUGUGAGUGGGGUAGGUGGGUGUUUUGGAUCAGGUUAGCCAUAUUGAUUUGUAUGUUGUUGGUGGAUUUUUGUCAUUGUCUUGUUGGGCUGUGUAUAUGGCUUCUGCCUUUAAGACUUCUCGGCUCCUGAGCAAAUGGCUGAUUAGCUGACCUACUUAUAGAUUCUUUGGGCUUCUCUCAUUUCAAAGGUUUUGGAAAAAGAAAAGAAGCGAAAGAAGCAGACUGAAGAUGGUUCAGACCCAGACACGGAGAAUGAAGCUGCACAAGAAAGUGAAACGAGAGAGAAAAAGAGGUAAGUAAAGAAAAGCGGUGUAAGGAGAACCCACAUGUGCUUUUUUGUUCUUCAAGAAAAAGUCUUCAUUGGGCAACAGAUAGCAAAACCACAAAAUUGUCAUAUUUAAUGGAUCAUCUUGCAUUUCCAUCUCAUUGCAACUAUCUGUUCAGCCGGUGGCUCACUUGGUGGGUUGCUUUCAGACAGUUACAUGCAACUCACUGGCCCAGAUAAUUUGGGUCACAUUGUGUGUGUUUUGCAUAAUGCACAAGCUGUGUGGCUGCACAGAAUAAUGUACAGGGUGGGGAACCUCUGGCUCACAGAGCAAGCGUGAGGCCAUUUUCAGGAACCCCACCAGACAUCAUACAUGAUGACAGGUGCGGGGAAGGGAGGGAGGCACUUCAAAGCAACAAUUGGGAGCUUAAAGCAAGCAAGAUGCACUUCCGGUCCUAUGGAAAGCCCUUGCCAGGAUGCUUGCUUGGAAGUUCUGAAAGAUGGGGCUUCAAAGGGAAGCAUCACAUGACGUCAGGUGAUGGGCAGGUGGGCAGCUUUGAAACAACUCGUUUCUAUUUUUUUUUUUAAUUUUUUAUUAAAUUUUCCAACAUACAUUUAUAGUAUCCAAUCUAAAUUUAUCACAUAUUUUCUCUUUUAGACUUCCUUCAACCUCUCUGACAAUCAUCCAUUAUUCAAAUUUUUAAAUACGCAUUUCCUAAUUUUAUAUUGCAUUUUAUAAACCUUCACACACUUAGUUUUCAUCAAUACAAUAGUCCUCUAUCAUUUACAGAACUUCUUGAAAUCCCACUAGUGUUAUUUGCUCAUCACAUACACAUUUCAGAUAGUCUGAAAAUUUUCCCCAGUCUUCAAUGAAUUUUUGAUCUCGUAUAUAUCUGAUCUUUCCUGUUAGUUUGUCUAGUUCAGCAUACUCCAUCAGUUUCAUUCUCCAUUCUUCGAGCGUCGGCAGUUGUUCCUGUUUCCAUUUUUGGGCCAAUAAUAUUCUCGCUGCUGUUACUGCAUAUUGGAAAAGUUUACAGUCCAUUCUAUUUAUUUCAUUUCCUACUAUUCCUAGAAGAAAAGCCUCUGGUUUCUUAACAAACGUAUAUUUCAACAUCUUUUUCAUCUCAUUAUAUAUCAUUUCCCAGAAGCCCUUCACCUUCUUACAAUCCCACCACAUAUGAUAAAAUGUUCCUUCUUUUUCUUUACAUUUCCAACACUUAUUACAUGUUUUAUACAUUUUUGCCAGUUUCACAGGUGUGAUGUACCAUCUAUAAAUCAUUUUCAUAACAUUUUCCUUUAACGCAGUACAUGCCGUAAAUUUUAUAUUUUCAUUCCACAGUUUUAUCCAAUCAUUAAACUGUAUAUUAUAACCCAAAUCUCUGGCCCAGUGUAUCAUAACCGAUUUAACUUCCUCAUCUUUUGUAUACCAUUCUAGCAAGAUUUUAUACAUCUUGGACAAAAUUUUAUUUUCAUUGUUUAUUAUUUCUAUUUGAAAUUUCGAUUCUUUUACCUCAUAACCUCUUUCUUUUAAGUCCUUUUUAAACAUUUCGUUAACCUGAUAAUAAUGCAACCAAUCAUACACAUACUCUUUCAUUUCUUCAUAGGAUUUCAUUUUCCAUUUUCCUCCUUCCUUUAUAAUCAAUUAUUUAUAUGUAAUCCAGUUCCCUCUCAUAUUGACUUUCUUAAGACUCAUAACUUCUAACGGAGAUAGCCAGUGGGGAGUUCUUGAUUCUAAUAAACUUCUAUAUCUCUCCCAUAUUUCUAUGAGAGAUCUUCUAAAGAUGUGGUUUUCAAAACCUUUAUGAAUCUUUCUUUUCUCACACCAUAGAUAUGCGUGCCAGCCAAAUCUGUUAUCAAAACCUUCUAAGUCCAAUAACUCAGUAUUUUUUAACUUUAUCCAUUCUUUCAACCAGCAGAGACAUGAAGCUUCAUAAUAUAAUUUCAAGUCUGGCAGGGCGAAGCCGCCUCUUUCUUUCGCAUCCGUUAAUAACUUAUACAUAAUUCUUGGCUUCUUACCCUGCCAGAUAUAUCUUGAAAUUGCUCUUUGCCACUCUUUAAAUAUCGCUGUCCCCUUAAUUAUUGGAAUUGUCUGAAAUAAGAAUAACAUCUUUGGCGGCACACUCAUCUUAAUCGUUGAAAUUCUCCCCCAGAAGGAUAACUUCAUUCGGCCCCACACCUCUAGAUCUUUCUUUAUUCCCUUCCACACUGGCACAUAAUUAUUCUGAAACAAAUCAAUACUCUUGGGGGUUAACCAGAUUCCCAGGUAUUUAACUUUUUUCACCACUUCUAUCCCUGUUUGUUGUUGCAUUGUUUCUAUCAUACCUUGAUCCAUAUUUUUUGCUAACAUUUUAGUUUUUUUCUUAUUCAAUAUAAACCCUGCCACUUGACCAAAUUGUUCAACUUCCUCCAAAACAACUUUUGAACUUUCCGGCGGUUCUUCCACUGUUAUUACCAGAUCAUCAGCAAAGGCUUUUACUUUAUAUUCAUUACGGCCUACUGACACACCUUUUACUGCUUCAUUUCUCCUUAUUGAAUUUAGGAAAAUCUCCAGAACCAUUAUGAAUAACAAUGGUGAAAGAGGACAUCCUUGUCUCGUACCUUUUGAUAUUUUUAAUUCUUCCGUAGUCAUAUUGUUUACAAUCAGCUUAGCUCUUUGUUCAGUGUAUAUCACUUUUAUUCCAUUAAAAAAUUCAUUCCCCACCUCCAUGUGUUCUAAAUUUUUUAACAUAAAGUCCCAAUAUAUAUUAUCAAAGGCCUUUUCUGCAUCCACAAAUAUUAACACUGCUUGUUUCUCAUUCCUGGCUGUCAGAGAUUCUGACAGAUUGACUAUAUUCCUUAUAUUAUCCUUCAUCUGUCUGCCAGGAAGGAAACCCGCUUGAUCUUUAUGUAUAACUUCUUGUAACACCUUUUUCAACCUCUUUGCUAAGAUACUUGCAAAGAUUUUAUAGUCCAAAACAACUUGUUUCAAUAGGUAACCAGUGCAGUCUACGCACAGCAAAUGGGUUGCACAUUCCUUCUCCAACCCAAAAUAAUGACAUCUAAAACAAAAAGCAAUAUUAUUGUGUCCCCCCCCCAAUACAUCCACCUGAAUGGCUACAAUUAGGUUACUGCAUAGAAUAUGGCUUUUAAUGUAAAAUCUAGAAUAAUUUGGACUGCUUUCUUCUAAAGCAGGGAUGUGGGGACCUUUGGGCUUCCAGACGUAGUUGAGUUACCGCUUCCCUCAGCCUUGACCAUUGACCAUGCUGUCUAGAGCUGAUGGGAGUUGUAAUUGAGCAAUAUCUGAAGGGCUGCAAGUUUCAAACCCAUCUGAAGGACAAACCCGAAGUAGGUACUAAAACUAGAAGGGUCUGGAAGGUACUUUAUUCAGUCCGUAGCUUUCUGCCUCCCAUUGUCACUGGCUUCCAGUCUUACCCUCCUUUUCAGUCCCCUACCCAGGUAGAAGAUAGGAGGGAGGGAGAGUUUCACAGAAUAAGUUUUUAUAGUUUUAAAAAAAUAAAAUGAGGUUUCUAGCUCAAUAUCUCCUCUCCCUCCCUUUCUCCACAAAUCUACACACUCCAGGUAUUUCUAUCCAUUUGUGGGUGGUGAGAAUAUUGCUAUAAACUUUUUGUCCUUCUGUAGGAGGAAGACGCGUUCUAGUGGUCAUGAGCCAGUGGAAGGGGAGACUCAUGAUCCCUAUUCCUUCAGCGACACUGAAGAGGAAAUGCCAGAAGGUGAGCAGUUUCCCUCCGGUCUUCCUCAGGCUAGUUGAUGAAUGGAUUCAGAUCAAAAAAAGCAUUCCUGCGCUAUAUUUUUGAUUCAUUUGCACAGUAGAAUCUGCCCACAAGGGAUUUCAGCAUGCAGUUGGCUGCAAAAGUCACUUCACCUCUGGCAAGCUUGCUGAAAGUGUGAUAGCUUUGGAGCUGCUUAGUGUCAACUCGCAGACUUCGCUGGAGAACUCCCCAGACUAUGAAAAACUGUUGCUUUUCUGUUUUCGCCAUUCCAGAAUUUACCACUUGCACAGUGUUCAUAUACACAGUGCAGUGGUACCUCGGGUUACAUACGCUUCAGGUUACAGACUCCGCUAACCCAGAAAUAUUACCUCGGGUUAAGAACUUUGCUUCAAGAUGAGAACAGAAAUCGUGCGGCGGCAGCGCAGGGGCAGCAGGAGGCCCCAUUAGCUAAAGUGGUGCUUCAGGUUAAGAACAGUUUCAGGUUAAGAACAGACCUCCAGAACGAAUUAAGUUCUUAACCCGAGGUACCACUGUAUUUGUUUCUCCAGUACUUGCAAACCUUUUGAGUUAACUUUGCUCUUGGGUCUCUUAAAAUCCACUGCUCUUCAACCCAAAAAAGUGUUUUAUUUUUCUGUGGUAACAGUACUCAAGAAAUAAAAAGGUAUGUAACAGGGCAACCCUACAGAAGAUGGCUGAGGAAUAAAUCGCACUGAGUUCAGUGAGACUUGUUACUAGGUUUGUGGAUGUAGGAUUAUAGCAUCAGUCAUAGGUCUUGGUUUGAUGCCUUUGCACUAGACCACACGGGUUGCCUGUUAAAUAUUUGCUAUAUAAAUAGGAUAAUUUCCAGUGUGUUGGUUUGUUGCAGCAAAAACAACAAAGUCUUAUAGCUUAAAGACUGAACAAGUCUAUUAGAGCAACAAAUCUGUUAUUCAUUAAUUACCCGUUAGACACAUCUGAUAAAGAGGAUGAAUCCAUUAAAGUUUGUUGGUAAAUACUUGACAUUGCAUUCCCCUAUUUUCUGACACCUUCAAGACUAACUCAUCUCUCCUUGAUAUUAUUUAGUUGAGGCACACACUCCCAAGACUACUGAACCCGUGGGCACUGGUGAGACGAAGUCAAAGUUGGCUGAAUCCAGGUGGGUAGUAUGCAAAUAAAUAUUACAGGUCAGAGUUUAAUGGGAUUCAGGCUCAAGCACUAGUGUGAUCCUUGAGACUUUGCAGAAUUACAAGUAGUCUUGUGGCUGGUCAUUUUGAAAAUGUGGUAGUUUAAAUAAAUAAAACAAAGAAGGCCAUGCUUAUUCUGACCCUUGAUGUGAAAACUCAUUUGUCAGUAUUAUUUUCAGAGGCUAACAGUGCAAUCUCAACUGUGUCUACUCAGAAAUAAGUCCUAUUGAAUGAGACUUACUCCCAGAUAAGGGCAGUUGGGAUUUCAGUCUUAUUUUAUUUUUUUGUAGUUCAAAGUAAUUUUAUAAUAAGACCCAAGAUUGUCAUGUCUGAAAGAUUGUCAAAUGAUGCUAGUUAUUUAUGACUAAGGUAUGCAAAUUAGCUGCAUCUCUUUUGGUUCAUUGUGAAGUUUCAUGUUGAUCCAGUGAGGGAUUUUCCCAUCUUUCCCCCCCCACCACCCCGAGCCUCAUAAGGCAUAAACAUAAGGAUUUCCUUCAGUGGCUUCAUGGCUGGCCUUUUUAAGAUCCAAAGUGCCCCACUUGAGGGAUCAUUCAGUUCACCCUCUUUCACCCAGUUCUGUAUUCUUUCUAUUAAAGAUGGAUAGAGACUGCAGACUGCUGUCGCUUCCUGCAGCAGAAACACAGUGGCAUCUUGUGGCAGAGGCAGAGAAUAAUAUGCAAACAGCGGUGGGAGACUCAGAGCUCAAACACUGUUCUUUAAAAGCAUCUUAGCUGCUUCAUGGCUUGAGAGCCUAGCCGAGUUCUGUGUAGCCAAACCAUACUGUUUGACUCCUUGUUUGUUUUCUUCUACCUGCACAGACUGAAAGCAUUCAAGGCUGCCCUUCUGGAGGUAUUCAAAGCUGCUCAUGCGCAGUCUGUGGGGUUGAAGAGCCUAAUGGAGUCCAUCAAUCGAGACAACCCAAACCCUUUUUCAUCUGCGGAAGUCAAGGUGGCCUUGGAACAGAUGCAAGAUGACAACCAGAUCAUGAUGUCAGAUGACAUAAUUUUCCUGAUCUGAUGAACAGCUCCAUGGUGUGGAGAAUCCCCUUUUCAGCACCUUCCUAUAGGGACCAUCUAAAAAGUUUGGCUUGCCUCACCUGAGCCAUCUAGAUUAGGAGAACUGACUGCAACUUGGGAUGCCCAUGUUAUAAAACAUUUAUGUGGGUUUAUUUGCCUUGGGUUUUUUCUUCUUGCAAGGGAGAACACAUUUACAUUCAAAAGUACUUAAUUGCAAUUUUUAGUUAAAAAUCACUGGUAUGUCCUAAAGAAACCAGUGGUGGAAAGAAACAUCUGUGCAAAUCUCCUGUUGUUAAACGUAUAGAGGCUGACAUAGCACAGUGGUGCAAUUAUAAGCUUUUCACCUUUGUCCCCUCAACCAUCACAGCCUAUCAUGCCUGCAAUUUGUUGUUAUUUAGCAGCUCAAAUUUUCUUCACGAAUGUAAUUACUUGACACGGACUUUUAAUAAAUAACCCAAAUGUGGUUGUAGUGAAUGAAGCUAUUAAAGUAUAUUUGCAACCAAAGACAAAUAUUAAAUUUCUCUCACUGUUUAUCUGUACUCAUGCGUAGCUCCUCUUCCCCAUUAUAUACACUGUCAGCUUUGCCUCUGGGAACAAAGAUUCCAAAAUUAAAUCAUGGCUGAGUCAUGUUUCUGUUACAUAAUGUUGAAAGCAAUUGCUUUUUUCUGAAGUUAUUUUGGUUACUGGAGUAUAGCAUGCAUCAAGAUGAUCCUGGAAGCCUCAUCUUGCAUACAGCUAGAGAAAAUUACUUCUACAGGCAUCUACAUGUCUCCCUCAUAAGACAGCCAUGUGUCUUAACAUUGCAAAGUGAUAUGGGAAUUGAGCUAGGAAGGCUAAAAACUUCUUUUUGUAUUCUGCCUUUGGUCUUUAUCUUGUCCUUUUUGAUACCGCGGGAGUUUUGCAGCUAGAAUUAAAAUGGAAAAUGUAUAGAAAUAGUAAAAGCCAUUCUAAAAAAUAUAUAUUUUUUAAGAUUGCAAGGAAAAUGUAUAUUUUUAAAGAUUGCAAUAGAACAUUUGGGAUAUUUGCUUGCAUUUAUUUGUAAGCAGAACUUCCUUAACCUGAGAUAUCUGCUAGUAUCUAGGAGGGUGAUGAGCAGGUUGGGUGCUGUCUGCUUUGGGUGAAGCUUGGUUCCUGAGGUGGCCCUGCUCCAGGGCUGGUUCCAAGGUGCAUAGCAUCUGCCGCUACAAAACAUUUGUGCAGAAUUGUGUUUUCUACAAGUGCAGUGCCUCCCCCUGAAUUUUUAAUCUCUUCUUCAUUUUCCUUGUCUCUCUUAAAAUAAACUUUCAUUUAUUUCUCUUUUUGUAUAUAAUUUUUAUUAAAUUUUCUGUUUUACAAGUUAAAAUACUCAUUUUACAUCCUUAAGAUAGCAAUAACUUCCCUUCUUCUCUUCCCAUGGUUCAUUUAAUUAUCAUAAAUCGCUGCAUAUUUUACAAAAACUAUACCAUUCAGUAUUCCAUUAUUGCAUCCAUCAAAACCUAUUUACACUGUUGAAUUUAUCUUAAUGCUGCCAGCGUUUUAAGCUGUACACAAUUAUUUCCCAUAUAUUCAAUAAACGUUUUCCAAUCUUCUU